GAGUGCUGAGGGGGUGUCUGUGAGUUUGCGGGAGUGAUGAUAUUUACUUGAUUGAGUCAGCAGGUCUGCUGGGGGCAUGAGGCACUGGCUUGCCAAGGGAGAUGUUCACCACGGCCUUUCUCCUUCACCCGACCUUCAUGUCCCCAGUGGCCCAGACUGCUCAGCCCCUCCCACACCAUCACCUCUGCCCUGAGGCAGGGUCUGCCUUGCUGAGAGGCUGGACCUGAGCCACCAGUUGGAGGAACAUACUCCUGCCGGGCAGUGACUGCCGUCAUGGCCCUGCCGCUGCUCUGUCGCCUGUGCCUCCUCGCCCGCCGGCCACGUGGCAUUCCUGGGCUCGCUCUGCUGCUGCUGCUGGUGCUGCCACUCUGGGCAGGGGCCCGCUGCCCUUGCCAGGAUCCAGCGUUGUGCCAACCCAUCCGCCACCACCCUGACUUCGAGGUCUUUGUGUUUGAUGUUGGAUAUAAAACUUGGAAAUUUUAUGACUGGUCACAGAUUACAACUGUGGUAAUUUUUGGAAAAUAUGAUCCAGAACUUAUGUGCUACGCUCAUUCACACGGAGCCAGAGUAGUGCUAAAAGGAGAUAUACCCUUAAAAGAUAUAAUUGAUCCUACUUUCAGAGCAUCCUGGAUAGCUCAAAAAGUUAAGUUGGCCAAGGCACAAUAUAUGGACGGAAUGAAUAUAGACAUAGAGCAAGAAGCUAAUUGUUUUUCACCUGAAUAUUAUGCAUUAACUGCUUUAGUCAAAGAAGCCACAGACUCUUUCCAUCGUGAAAUUAAGGGAUCACAGGUAACCUUUGAUGUAACUUGGUCUCCAAAGUGCAAAGACAGGUGCUAUAAUUACACUGGAAUUGCAGAUGCUUGUGACUUUCUCUUUGUGAUGUCUUAUGAUGAACAAAGUCCGGCCUUGUCAGAAUGUAUUGCAGCAGCCAAUGCUCCCUAUAAGGAGACAUUAACUGGGUAUGAUGACUACAUCAAGAUCGGCAUUAACCCUGAGAAACUUGUAAUGGGUAUCCCCUGGUAUGGUUAUGACUAUACCUGUCUAAAGCUAUUGGAGGAUCGUGUUUGUACCAUUCCAAAAGUCCCUUCCUGGAGGGCCUCUUGUGGUAUUGCUUCAGGACAGCAGGUGCCCUAUAAAAUAAUUAUGAAGCACGUAAAUAGUUCUAUUUCUGGAAGCCACUGGGAUAAAAAUCAGCAGGCCUCUUACUAUAACUAUAAAGAUUCUUCUGGCCAUUUGCAUCAAGUGUGGUAUGAUAACCCUCAGAGCAUUUCUUUAAAGACAGCAUACAUACAAAAGCAUGGCUUACGAGGCAUUGGCAUGUGGCACGCAAAUUGUCUUGACUACUCUGGAGAUGCUGUAGCCAAACAGCAAACCAAAGAAAUGUGGAAAGUCUUAAACCCAAAGCUGUGACAGAUGAGCAUCUUUUGUCAAACUAAGAUUUAGAAAAAUGAUCUGUAUAAAUAGAUCCGUUUCUUGAAGAAAUGAAAAUGUAUACAUUUUUGUCAUAUAAUUUAGUUAUAUUUAAAAGCAAUUAAAAGCAGAUAAAUGCUUUGGUUAUCUAAAAACAAAGGUAAGAAGUCAACUUGCUAUAUUUAUUCUUCUGUGUUUAAUACUAUAAUUAGGAAAAAUUGUUUUCAGAAUUUUAUUGCUGAUUUUUAAAAUAUGUAUAAUUUGAAUUGGAAAUUAUUUGCUUAGACUAGAUUUUUUAAAACCUAGUCUUUGAGAAGCAGUUAGCUCUGUACUUUUUGUUCCAAAAAUUUUUCUGCUUCCUGAUUUCAUAUAGUACUCAAAUUCUCUGAAAGCCUCCAGAGGAAAAAAUAAAAUAUAAGUCAUAUUUUGAAUUAGUAUGUUAGAACUGCCUAAUAUUUUUUACCUAAAUUAUUUUUAUGAGGUUAUAGCAGAAACUUUCAGGAAAAACUUAGUGUUGAACAUGAUUCUAUUAAUAUUCCUUCAUUUAUGAACAUCUAUAAUUUCUUUCCAUUGUUAAAUUUUUUUCUAUAUGUGCAUUUUUCCUUUAAUUAUUUAAAGACAUUGGUUUUUCAACUUUUUUCUCUGCACAAAAUCUCUCUAAAAGAUAAUUUUUCUAAAUGUAAAGAGGUCUCUGUUCUUUUCCUCAGGGCAAUUGUGUUACACUUAUUAAAAAUCUGCAUCCUUGAACUCUGGACUUACAUAAAUCCUGUCUUUGUACAUUUCACCCUCUUCCCUCAUUUGGAAUAAAUGAUGAUUCAGUCACCUGUU
This is a messenger RNA of Panthera uncia (snow leopard), 2238 nucleotides long. It is a transcript of the gene CTBS, whose product is annotated as chitobiase. Gene Ontology annotation, cellular component: extracellular region. The record is from RefSeq and is a predicted model, not a curated record. Bases 274 to 1410 code for a protein of 378 amino acids. Gene Ontology annotation, molecular function: chitin binding; chitinase activity. NCBI's taxonomy places the organism in Eukaryota, Metazoa, Chordata, Mammalia, Carnivora, Felidae. The transcript has 7 exons. Gene Ontology annotation, biological process: chitin catabolic process; carbohydrate metabolic process.